Messenger RNA from Rana temporaria (common frog), 1574 nucleotides. RefSeq names its product piezo-type mechanosensitive ion channel component 1-like. NCBI's taxonomy places the organism in Eukaryota, Metazoa, Chordata, Amphibia, Anura, Ranidae. The record is from RefSeq and is a predicted model, not a curated record. The coding region runs from base 246 to 752 and encodes 168 amino acids. The transcript has 5 exons.
AACGUGUUUUUCUUUUCCUUGCAGGUCACACGGGGCGAUUGUUGAAAUCUUUGCUCGCCAUCAGCUUCAUUUUCCUGUGUUCACAUCCCAUCUUCCAGCUUUGCCUCCAUACCGUGCCGGGAUUGGACGAUCUGCUGGGCCAUAACUGUAGUGACUGGGACGUUUUGGCUCGUCAUGUCGGAGUGAUUCGGUUGGACUUCUAUGACGUCCCCAACGCGUUGCGGCUGGUGUCUCCGGAUUUCGGGAUGUUCUUGGUGUCGGCUGUGUGUCUGGGGCUGUGCAACCGACUGGUGCCCCGGCAGAGAUCGUCACGCGGGAGAAUCCGCAGGACAACCCAUGUGACAGAACAGGAAGAAGAGGAGCGAAGGGAGACGGGGGCUGGGAAUGAUGACACGGAGGAGGAGGAGGAAGAAGAGGACGAUGUGAAGAUCUCUCCACUUGACGGGGUUCUGGCGUCACGAAUUAAGGAGGCCGCCCACAAAGUGCUGGAGGCCGUGAGGAAGUGUCUGGCUCUGCUGCUGCUGGCAUUGGCAGGAAUCGCCGUUCCCUCCGCCUUCUCUGCCGUCUACUACUUGGUUUUCAUUGGCUUUUGCACGUGGUGGGCGUGUCACUUCCCCAUCAGCCAUAUUGGACUGAACACGCUAAGCGUCAUGGUCGGCUUUUUCGCUGGAGGUCACCUGAUCUGUCUGUACGGCUACCAAACCCCGUUCAUCCAAGAGCUGUUCCCUUCUGCGGAGCUGUGGGCGAGGUAAGUGUCCCUCUGACUGGAAAUGUGUGGGUGAGGUAAGUGUCCCUCUGACUGGAAAUGUGUGGGUGAGGUAAGUGUCCCUCUGAUUGGAAAUGUGUGGGCGAGGUAAGUGUCCCUCUGACUGGAAAUGUGUGGGUGGGGUAAGUGUCCCUCUGACUGGAAAUGUGUGGGCGAGGUAAAUGUCCCUCUGAUUGGAAAUGUGUGGGUGAGGUAAGUGUCCCUCUGACUGGAAAUGUGUGGGUGGGGUAAGUGUCCCUCUGACUGGAAAUGUGUGGGCGAGGUAAGUGUCCCUCUGAUUGGAAAUGUGUGGGUGAGGUAAGUGUCCCUCUGACUGGAAAUGUGUGGGUGAGGUAAGUGUCCCUCUGGAAAUGUGUGGGUGAGGUAAGUGUCCCUCUGAUUGGAAAUGUGUGGGUGAGGUAAGUGUCCCUCUGACUGGAAAUGUGUGGGCGAGGUAAGUGUCCCUCUGACUGGAAAUGUGUGGGUGAGGUAAGUGUCCCUCUGGAAAUGUGUGGGUGAGGUAAGUAACCCUCUGACUGGAAAUGUGUGGGUGAGGUAAGUGUCCCUCUGGAAAUGUGUGGGCGAGGUAAGUGUCCCUCUGACUGGCGGGAGAAUAAUGUGUGACGAAUGGCGGGGAAUGUGGCGGCCGAUCGUUUUCUCUCACAUUCUCCACUUUCCUUCUUCUCAUUAUUCAGGCUGUAAAUUUUCUCCAAUACUAAGCCACACCCACCUCCAUGUACUGGACAAGCAGAUCUGCCUCCAUGUACUGACACAUCUGAUUAGGGAUGAGGUCGGGUGAUCGGCGGGGAUGAGGUCGGGUGAUCGGCGG